AUGACUUUGCCACCGUCCAUUCCGUCAACUUGUCUGCAGCCCAUCAUUCAGCCAGGCUCCUAUUUUCUUCCGAGUACGCGGCUCGUAUGCCACGAAAGCCGCGAAUAUGUUGCAAAAGGCCCAAUAUACUCGACGCGAAUAUACUAUGACUAUCAGGAGAUCCGCAACUUGGUGAUCCUCCCACCUCAUCCAAACAUCAUUCCCCCACCUUGUGCUCUAGUCACGGUGUCUGAUAUUGAUGAGCGAGUCUGCGGGUUCCUCGCGCCUCAUUACCGCAACGGGAACCUCGAUAUUUACGCACGGAGGCUGCGUAGUAAGGGGACAAUAACAGUCGAAAAGUUGUACAAGUGGCUUGGGCAACUAGUCGAUGCGGUCCGGUUCUUAGCAGAGAAAGAGACUUGGCACGGAGACAUCAAGCCAGACAAUAUCGUGAUAGACGACGACGAAAACGCCGUCCUCAUAGAUUUGGCUCGUGCGUUUACAACCUCUGCCACUACGAGUCCAGAAGCAAGAAAGUAUAUUAGCACUCACGCUCCAUGUAGAACAUCGGUUGGAAUUCCUGAAGACUGGCCGUUGCAAAUUGUGGUACUUUCGGAGAUUUACUCUAUAGGUCGGACGAUGUACCUGUCUGCAGCAACCGUUGCCGUCAUAACCGUCGUUGCUAAUGUGGCCGCUAGUGCAGAUAUCAAAUUCUGGUUUACAUGA
Molecule: messenger RNA, 705 nt
Organism: Exophiala aquamarina CBS 119918
Lineage: Eukaryota; Fungi; Ascomycota; Eurotiomycetes; Chaetothyriales; Herpotrichiellaceae
Exons: 2
Coding region: 1-705 (234 amino acids)
Biological process (GO): protein phosphorylation
Molecular function (GO): ATP binding; protein kinase activity
Source: RefSeq, a predicted model, not a curated record